Messenger RNA from Sturnus vulgaris (Common starling), 1469 nucleotides. The record is from RefSeq and is a predicted model, not a curated record. NCBI's taxonomy places the organism in Eukaryota, Metazoa, Chordata, Aves, Passeriformes, Sturnidae.
AUGGGGCGCAAGGAGGAGGAUGGCAGCGGCUCCUGGAAGAAGCAGACCAGCAACAUCCGCAAAACCUUCAUCUUCAUGGAGGCCCUGGGAUCAGGAGCCUUCUCAGAAGUUUUCCUGGUGAAGCAGAAAAGCACUGGCAAGCUCUUUGCUCUGAAAUGCAUCAAGAAGUCUCCUCUCAACAGAGACAGCAGCUUGGAGAAUGAGAUAGCAGUGCUGAAAAAAAUAAAGCACGAAAACAUCGUGACUUUAGAGGAUAUUUAUGAGAGCACAACCCACUUCUACCUGGUGAUGCAGCUGGUGUCUGGGGGAGAGCUGUUUGACAGGAUCCUGGAGCGGGGCGUUUACACCGAGAAGGACGCGAGCCUGGUGAUCCACCAGGUGCUGACAGCCGUGAAAUACCUGCACGAGAACGGGAUCGUGCACCGGGACCUGAAGCCCGAGAACCUCCUGUACCUCACCCCCGAGGAGAACUCCAAAAUCAUGAUCACGGAUUUCGGCUUGUCGAAAAUGGAGCAGAACGGGAUCAUGUCAACAGCCUGUGGGACUCCAGGAUAUGUGGCCCCCGAAGUGCUGGCCCAGAAGCCCUACAGCAAAGCCGUGGACUGCUGGUCCAUCGGGGUCAUCACCUACAUCCUGCUCUGUGGGUACCCCCCCUUCUAUGAAGAGACUGAAUCCAAACUCUUUGAAAAGAUUAAGGAAGGCUACUACGAGUUCGAGUCUCCGUUCUGGGAUGAUAUCUCCGAGUCAGCCAAGGACUUCAUCCGGCAUUUACUGGAGAAGAACCCAAGCGCGAGGUUCACGUGUGAGGAGGCUCUGAGGCACCCGUGGAUUAAUGGAAAUACAGCCCUUCACCGUGACAUCUACCCAUCUGUCAGUGCUCAGAUCCAGAAAAACUUUGCAAAGAGCAAAUGGAGGCAAGCCUUCAACGCCGCGGCCGUCGUGCACCACAUGAAGAAGCUGCACAUGAGUGGCCAUGGGGCAGCCCAGGGCUCUGUCCCUGUCCCCGAGAGCUCAGAGCCCCCCAGGGCCAGCAGCCCCACGGGGACCCCCCUGCCAGCAGCGCCAGGAGAUGACAAGGACACGUGCGUGGGCCAUGAGAAGACAAAGGCGUCCUCCUGCUCCGAGACAGUGCUGCUCAAAAAGUCUUCAAAAUCCCAUCACUUCAAGUCAGAGGUUCUUGUUCCAAUGAAAACCAGCAAACACUCAUCUCACUGUGGAACUGGGCAAACUGGAGUUUGUUUGAUCAUGUGAUGGAGGCAGCCAUGUGGUCAGAGGUGAGUGCCCUGCAAUCCGAUCAUCAACUGCUCUUAAUUAAUCCAAUUAGGGCAGGCAAAAGGGAAAGGCACAAAUAGCACAGUGACAGUACAUGAAAUGAAUGAACCCAGGUCUUCUGCAGGAGAAAAACCCUUUCCCCAAACCACCUCUCCAGCUCCACGAGGUUGCCCAGGAACGUGAGAGAGGAAGCCAAG